GGUGGGGUGGGGCUGCCCGGCUUUCUGGGAGGGGGAAUCUGUGGAUUCUUUGGAGGCUUCUUUUGGGGGGGGGGAAUUAAGCUGAUUUUGUCCCCGAGAGAGCCCCAGCAUGCCGGCCUCACAAAGCCGGUCCCGAGCCAGAGACAGGAACAAUGUCUUGAACAGGGCAGAGUUCAUGUCAUUGAACCAGCCCCUGAAAGGAACGCAGGAGCCCAAAAGCUUCAGCCGAAGACCGAACAACCAGGCCAGCUCCGGCCCUGCCCAGAAUGAGGGUGCCAAGGAACGGAGGCAGUCCCAACAGCUCCCCGAGGAAGACUGCAUGCAGCUGAACCCCUCCUUCAAAGGGAUCGCCUUCAACUCCUUGCUGGCCAUUGACAUCUCCAUCUCCAAAAGUCUGGGCGUGUGUGCCAGCAACGCCUCCGCCUGGGGCAAUGCCCGCUCCAUGAUCAACCUAAUUGGAAUAACUGGGCAUGGAGUCCCCUGGAUCGGGGGCACGCUGAUCUGCUUGGUGAAGAGCAGCACCCUGGCAGGCCAAGAGGUCCUCAUGAACUUGCUGUUGGCCUUGUUUCUGGACAUCCUCAUCAUCGCCGGCUUACAGAAGCUGGCUAAGCGGAAAGGACCGUACGACGUCAGCCCGGGCCUGCUGGACUACCUGACCAUGGACAUCUAUGCUUUUCCUGCCGGACACGCCAGCCGGGCAGCCAUGGUGUCCAAGUUCUUCCUCAGCCACCUGGUCUUAGCGGUGCCACUUCGGAUCUUGCUUGUGCUCUGGGCCUUUUUGGUGGGACUUUCUAGGGUCAUGGUUGGACGGCAUCACAUCACUGACGUCCUCUCUGGCUUUGUCUUCGGCUACUUGCAGUUCAGGCUGGUGGAGGUGAUGUGGAUGUCCUCCAACACGUGCCAGAUGUUGAUUUCCAUGUGGUGAAUGCUGACUCCGCCCGCGCUUGUUUUAUAUACCGAAGAAGAGGAAAAGAUGCUUUUCCAAGUGUAGGAUUUUGAAAAUGGGUAUGGUACACAAAUCCAUUACGUCUUUGUUGGAAACAAAGACGUCCGCUUCUGUCGUGGUUUUGAUCUAAUUGCAUCUAGUAAAAUGCCUUCCGGGAACUGGCUGGCCUUGUCUGGCCAACACCCACCAUGGGAUUUUGCCCACAUUUUCUGGACUCCUAAUUGGAUGGUAAAUUCAUUUGGCUGUGGAGAGAGAACAAAAUUGUUACUGUUUGUGUAUUUGUUUGUUUUAGACAGCACACUCUUCCACAGCCCUUUUUAUUUCAUGGGGUCAUGCGUUCAGUUUGCUUCUGUGGAAGCUGGAAAUUUUGAGGUGAACUUUAGGGCUGCCAGUUGCCACCCCAGAGAAUUACACCGUAUCCUUCAACUCCCACCCCCCCAAAAAGCCAGAGACAAGGCCCCUGCAGCACCGUCGACCCUUUUCUCUCCUGCUUGCUGUGACAAGCACAAUUCCAGCUGUGCUGCCCAUCAAGUAAAGAGGGAUGGACUACCAGGCUGAGCGAGGAACAUCAGGAGAGGCCAUGGCGGCCCCCCGUUUCCCAUUGCAGUGGGGAAUUUCAAGAUGCAGCGCAAAUUGCCCGGUUACUAACUGGCAACGCGCUGAACUAUGAUCAGGGUGGGGUUUUGUCUGAGUCAUCAUGUGCAACCAUUGUCCCUUGUACAAGAUGGGUACAAAGCCAAACUUUAAGAAUAAUAAAGGAUACAUCAGCCUUG
This is a messenger RNA of Eublepharis macularius, 1719 nucleotides long. It is a transcript of the gene PLPP7, whose product is annotated as phospholipid phosphatase 7 (inactive). Gene Ontology annotation, molecular function: sphingosine-1-phosphate phosphatase activity. Gene Ontology annotation, cellular component: nuclear envelope. Bases 110 to 925 code for a protein of 271 amino acids. The transcript is spliced from 2 exons. NCBI's taxonomy places the organism in Eukaryota, Metazoa, Chordata, Lepidosauria, Squamata, Eublepharidae. The record is from RefSeq and is a predicted model, not a curated record.